GUCCAUGGGUUCAGAAACAGGCCAGAGUUCAGCACAAUGCAGUUUUAAUGCUGGUUCAUCUACAACGGGGAUGUGGUCUAUGAUCAAGGACAUUGAUCACACCAAGUCUACCUGGGCUCUGAAGGUUAGGGUUGUAAGGGCUUAUGAGGUGCCUCCUCACUCAAAAGGAGGGGAGACCCUCGAGAUGGUUUUGCAUGACGCCGAGGGAGAUCGGAUUCAUGCAAUAAUCAAGAGACCACAGAUUGCCAUGUACAAGACUAUAAUAACUGAGCACAAGAUCUAUGCUAUAAGGAACUUCUUAGUUCUAGACAAUUACCAAACAGUGAAGACCACAAAUCAUCCCUACCUGAUUCAGUUCAUCUCUAAAACCCAAUUCCGGGAGGAUACGAAGACAGAAUUGCCUAUGAUGGUCUACGAUUUCCAACCUUUCGAUAUGCUGCACGCCCAAAGGGUUAUCAACGACAAAACUCUUAUUGAUAUCAUUGGGAAGGUUAUCAAUAAAAGCAUUGUUCAAACCCAUAUCAUCAAUGGGAAGACAGAAAGGCUAAUGGAGCUAACUGUGGCAGACCCAG
Molecule: messenger RNA, 572 nt
Organism: Cuscuta europaea
Lineage: Eukaryota; Viridiplantae; Streptophyta; Magnoliopsida; Solanales; Convolvulaceae
Source: the annotation of a GenBank genome assembly